UUACAAGUAAAUAGCAAAGUAUGGAGCUGGUGGCAGUUCAAGUUAAAUUAGGAAGUGAGAGAUUUCAACUAAAAGGAGUCAACAGUGUGUACUUCUGAUCUAGCUUGAGCGGAAGUCACAAAGAUGGUCACAUGCAUAGGAGAUCUACAUAUAUGGACACUGCGGAACCAAACCAUCAUUCCAGAUUCUCUCGUUGGAUGUCACACGUAUCAUGAUAAAGGGGAAAGUGUAUCACCUCUGGAGCAUCCUUACUAUGAGGAAAGGCAGCAGUACUCAGAGAGUCGAAACAUUACAUGGACUCCCAAAAACCGCCGCCCAGAGAAGCUGAGGGAAUCAUUAAAAGAGACUGAGGAAUACCUGGCUCAGUUCCGCUGUGUUCAGUUCCGCUGGUUGUUAUCUCAUCACCUACAGGUAGUGCUGAGCAAUGGUUGUUUGAUCACUUUCACUCUGUCAGGGGAGUCAGGGGAUGUGGAUAAGAUUCUGAUAGACAAGAGCCUGGUGGGCAAACUCAGCUCGGAUGUGGCGUCUGAUACGCUGGUCACAGACUUGUUUGUCCUCACUUCAUACCCAGACAAGCCAAAGGUUGACUUUGUUUACUUCAUGAAAAGACCAGCAGUUACUGAGAUUAACAGAAAGCUGGAAAAACUUGCCUCCUGGGAACCUAAGGUAGUACAGCUGGAAAUUCCUGGCCCCACAGGCAGACGACUCCAGAGAAAGCUCUCCUGCAAUACUCACCAGGACAGCGUGCUGAUCUGGUGGCCGACGUCAAGUGAGGAUGCCUGGCCAUGGGCUCCUAUCACUAGUGACAAGGAGAAAGGAAACAUGGUCGUCCUCUCAGUGAAUGGCCCACGUGCAGAAGUGCUGACAUAUACAAGAACAGAGUUUGAUCCUAUUUAUGCUACCUUCAGCUCAUUACAUUCCAAUCAAGUGUUGACUUUGGAAAAAACCCUGGGGUCUGGAGGGGAGGUGAAUGUAGGGGCAUGCAGCUAUGAGAUCAACAGGAGUAAGAUCCAGAGAACUGCUGUGACAACAAUACCCUUGAAGAGUGGAGUUGUGUGUCAAGGUAAAAACCCAUCAGAAGAAAAGCUGGUGUUAGGAUGUGAAGACGGAACCCUGGUGUUAUAUGACUCUCAAAGAAAGGUCACCCAGUACACUCACACAGCCCUGCAAACUCCAUCUGUAAUAGCCUGGCACCCAGGUGGGACCAUUUUCUUUGUAGCCAGUGAAAGGGGAGAGCUUCAGCUGUUUGACAUGGCAUUAUCUCCCCUGAUGUUCCAAUUGUUGACGGAGGACCCAUGUCCACGGAGAGUCAUCCAGCUGGGAACAUUUUUCAGAUCACCAGUGACUUUGACCCAUAUGCAGUGGUGUCCGUUCCGCACUGAAGUGAACAGUAAUUCUACUGACUCUCUUGUUCUUAGCUUUGAAAGAGGUCCUGUCUCUGUGUUACAAUUCAGUUUAGGGGUGCUGAGCCAGGAGAGGUUCUCAGCUGUGGAGUUGAUAAAGGAAUACAUCAAGCACAAACAAUUUGAUGAGGCUGUGAACCUGCUCUGCUGUCUGAACUGGGACACAGAUGGCGCCACCUGUUACUUCUCACUCUCCACCAUUAUGAACCACAUCCUGAGGAUGCCACUGAAUGCAGAUCGGGAAUCUCAACUAGAGGCCUCCCUGGGUAGUUUCUAUGCUCCAAAACAAGCCAUCUCGGAGCUGACAAUCCUGGAGUACAGAGACCCCAUUAGUCGACUUGCACGACGAUUCUUCCAUCACCUUCUCAGAUAUGCACGAUUUGAUAAAGCGUUUUUACUUGCUGUUGAUAUUGGCGCUCGGGAUCUGUUCAUGGAUCUGCACUACAUGGCCUUGGACAAGGGAGAGACUGCCUUAGCUGAGGUCUCCAGGCAGAAGGCAGAGCAAAUCGAGACUGGCUCCUUGGGCACAGAAUCCUUGGAUGGCUAUGACGAUGAAUAUGAUGAUGAACUAUCAUCAGGGGAGUUCACUGAUGAAGGCCCACAGCACCCAGACAGACGGGCGGUCAGUCAGCGAGGUGUCGGGUCUCACAUGUGGCCAGGUCACCCCGCUGGAGGUCAAGCCUGCCACCCUCCUCACAAACCCCCAGGGGCUGCUAUACAGGGGAGUCACUCCUCCCGACGGCAUCAGGUCAGGCACAGCACAGAGAGGACAGCCAGAAUCUCACCCGAUUACUUUCAUCAUGUUGAGGCUCAGUUGGCUGAUGACCUAAUUCAGGAUUACACAGCUGCCCUGUUUGAAGAUCACCCCUCAGCUAGUCAAGGAAGUCAAGAUGCAGCCAACCAAGAAGGUGGAGAUGAAACCCCCAGUUCUAUCAAAGUGGUGCACUUUGGACUAGUGUGAUCUGGCAUAUGGUCAAUAAGGUUUAGCAUUGCAUCCAUGGAAUGAGAUAGUAGCCAUGUACAGAAUUAUAUUAUGCUACCUCUGAUUAGGAUAGGUUCUUAAACUCAAGAAACACUUUUGAACUGUUAUUGAAAGUCAGUUAUGGUUGAAGCAUUCCGUCAGGUUAUAUAUGCACUGUUAAAUUUUCUAGAAUGACAGACAAGUUGAUUUAAUUUUUAACAUCUUUAUUUAUAAAUAAUUGAGUCUCCUCCAAGACAGACAUGGUUCUGCCGUCCAGUGUCCACGAAGAACUUUGUCUGCACUAUGUCUCAUGAACAGGUGGAUUGAUCUUCACUAAAUUUGGCUUGAAGCUUUGUGACAUGGUCUUUGAGAAUGUAUGACAAUGUGUUGUUUCAUUUGAAAUUUGAUGACAAUGUGUGGUUUCAUUUGAAUUUGAUGGUGUGGGUCUUGAGAACAGAUCAACAUUUGGCCUGUGCCAGUCCAGUUAUCUGCAUUUCGACAUUGAAGCAGUCAAGAAGUCCUGGGUUGAAUAAUAAACUUUGGGUGUUACAUUGGGUGUAAAAAUUGAUAAUUCAUUUGU
Liolophura sinensis is the source of this 2944-nucleotide messenger RNA. RefSeq names its product WD repeat-containing and planar cell polarity effector protein fritz homolog. Gene Ontology annotation, molecular function: protein binding. The transcript has 27 exons. The record is from RefSeq and is a predicted model, not a curated record. Gene Ontology annotation, biological process: establishment of protein localization; nervous system development; cilium organization. Gene Ontology annotation, cellular component: axonemal basal plate. The coding region runs from base 124 to 2364 and encodes 746 amino acids. NCBI's taxonomy places the organism in Eukaryota, Metazoa, Mollusca, Polyplacophora, Chitonida, Chitonidae.